Molecule: messenger RNA, 1662 nt
Organism: Mastomys coucha (southern multimammate mouse)
Lineage: Eukaryota; Metazoa; Chordata; Mammalia; Rodentia; Muridae
Product: apolipoprotein L6-like
Exons: 3
Coding region: 94-1029 (311 amino acids)
Biological process (GO): lipid transport; lipoprotein metabolic process
Cellular component (GO): membrane; extracellular region
Molecular function (GO): lipid binding
Source: RefSeq, a predicted model, not a curated record
CUGUUCCUGUUCUGCCCAGACACAGGUCACAGCACCCACUGAACAGAUUGGAGGGCUCCUGGAGAGUCAGAAGACAACCUGCCUCAUAAGGACAUGGCUUUGGUGCAAGCGGGAACCCUGAGCUGUCAGACAGGGGAGGAAUAUGAGGCUGCUGCUGAGUUGCCAAGGGACAAGGAUGGCAGUCUGGAUGGGGACUUCACUGAUGAAGAAGAAGUGCAAGUUGAAGAUGAUGAUCUGACAAAUGAAGACCGGAGGUUUCUAAAACAGUUCCCGAGCUGGAGAAAGGAUGAGAAGAAGCGCAUUAGAACACUCUAUGCCCUCGCAGACCACAUUGACAAAAGCCACCAAAAAGCUACCAAGACCAAAGUGGUGACUACCUCUGCAUCAGUCGUCUCUGGAGUCCUGAGUCUCUUGGGUUUGGCCUUGGCUCCAACAACUGCAGGGGGAAGCUUGGUGCUCACUGCUGUUGGGCAUGGUUUGGGGGCAGUUGCCGGGGUCACUGACAUCGUGACCAAUGUGAGGGAAAACUCCCGCAAAAAAAGAGCCCUAGCUCAGGCCAACAGCAUCAUACCUAACAGUGACCAAGAGCUUGAGAAGGUCAAAGGAGAGAAGAGGACCUAUGUCACAGCCGCCGGUGAGCUUGUGUACAUAUGUGGGAGCUCCUGGGAUAACAUCAGAAAGCACCUCCAAGCCUUCCGGCUAACCAGAACACAACCCCACCUCACCUCAGCCGCCAAGAAGCUUAUGACUGCCGGCCAAGUAUCAGCUCGGAGGGGCAGGCAGGUGCAAAAGGCCUUUGGGGGCACAGCCCUGGCAAUGACCAAAAAUGCUCUGAGGAUGGGACGCGUAGCCGCUGCCCUCUCCCUUGGCCAGGACAUAUAUACUCUCUGGGAGGACUGGAAGGAUCUGAAGGCUGCAACCCCAACAGAGCUUGCAGAAGAGUUAAGGACACAGGCUGGGGAGCGGGAGUGGGUGUUAUCAGAACUUACCCGUCAUUAUGAAAAGCUGAAGGUGAGGGCUGAAUUUUGAAAGAGGCCUGGAGGCAUAACGCGGGAUCUGUAGAGCCACGUAGAUGUUAGGUUGUGAAGUCUGCAGAGACGUCUCUCACCAUGUUUCCAUAGCUGCGAUAAAGCCCACGAUCAAAAGGGUUUGUUUGGUUUACACAUCCCGAGUCCCAAUCCACUGAGGGAAGCCAAGGCAAUGAGAGCCCAGUCCAUCUUGGGAGCGGCCUCCAUCUUAAAGAGAAAAAUAAAUAACAAAUAGUCUGAGGACGACCUGCAGUGGAUCCCAAGCUGCACCCAUGUACCAGGAAGGACCCCAGGGCUUGUCCUUGGCCAGAGUUACUCCCUAGCCACUUCCUGGCAACCGUUACUCAAAGAUUAGUCUGAUUGUUUCAGAUGUACUUUCGAACUGUUGGUGAUUGUACAGUCUUGCUUCAGAGCACCUACCUGUUAGCUUAUAGUCAUCUACUAAAUGUUUGCCAGGCUGGACACCCCCUCCCUCACCCCCUCCCUUGUUCCAGUUUUCCUAUAAAACCUUGUCCUGCGGAGGGUUCGAGGCUGCUCCACCCUCCCUUCCCAUCCUGCUGCGUCAGGGUUGGGUUGGAGGAGAGCCCAAGCCUGAGCUUGUAAUAAAGAGACCUUAAUGCUAUUACAUGGGAAA